UCUAUUUUCCCGUUUUUCUUAUAAUCACGAAAAUGCCGAUUCUUCACAACGUGUUCACCAUCAUCGGCGCGCUGAUUAAGUUGACCUUUUUGAGCGCGGCAAUUGUGACGAUACCGCAGGAUGCUGGCGCCCCGGGCGGUCUGGCGGUGAUCCCCGUCAACGGCACCACCAUCACGCUGCAGAUCAAUCUGCGCAAUUUCUCCAACGACCAGGGCAUCGAUAUUGACGGCCGCCGCUGCGAUCUGGCCACGCAGUGCGAUGUGACCUUUUACGCCUACCUUGACGCGAAGAACGCCAGCGCCGUCUGGCCGGGAUCCGCCAAUAAGAGCAACCUGCAGCUGGUGCAUCAGAGCGCCAAUAAUAAUCUCUUCACGAUCGACAAGAUCCUUAAUUAUUCGGUGUGCGCCAAGUCGGCCCAGAUUCCAAUGUUGAAUCUGCGCGUGAAAGUGGACGACAGCGACGUGCUGACGCGCGACGACAGCAUCGAGCGCUUCAGCUGUCUGAUCCCCGAGCACGCCUUCCCGGUGGCGGAUGUGGAAGAGGAGAACGCCGUGUGGUCGGAGGAUCUGCACUGCGUCGGCAAAGUGCAUCCGCUCAGCAAAGUCAGGUUGACCUUUCGCUACCGCUACUUCCAGGCCAAACCGACGACGUUGUGCCUGUAAUAAUUCGCGGGAUUAGCGCUAAUUACGAGCCGUAACAUUCUUGUAUGUUUUCUUGUGGGUGCUGUUC
Paramacrobiotus metropolitanus is the source of this 729-nucleotide messenger RNA. RefSeq lists its product as uncharacterized. The record is from RefSeq and is a predicted model, not a curated record. The transcript is spliced from 5 exons. Bases 33 to 662 code for a protein of 209 amino acids. Lineage: Eukaryota; Metazoa; Tardigrada; Eutardigrada; Parachela; Macrobiotidae.